CACCUUCAGUGGUAAGGCAGCCUUUCUUCUUGGUGGCAUCGAAGCAAGCACUGCACAGCGCAGAGCAAGAAGCCAGACUCCAGACUGUGAGAGAAGGGGAGGCAGGAUGGGUUGAGGAGGAGGAGGAGGAGGAAGAAAGGAGGCGACUUGGUGGAUCCAAGGAGGCCACUGCUUUUGCUUUGCUGCUGCUGGGAUUCCACUUGUUUCAGGGAGUUGCGACCUGCCAGUGUAUCUUCCUGCCCUUUCAAUUAAUUGGAGAAUUAGAACCUGUACAAUCAUUGCCAAAUUGCAGUGGCUGUUCUCUGUGCCUUUCAUUCUCUUAAUUUCGGUUUCGCUCCUGUUCUGAAGAGUGGGGGAAAAAAAUUAAGGCAGUUCUUAGCUUUGGGAGCUGCAGAAUAUUGCAUUGUUGCAUAAUUCAAGUGCUGAGGAAGUGAGGUCUUAAUUAUUGUUUGGAGUUUUGCUUUUGUGGCACCAAUGGCGGCCUUGGUCGGUCAUGACGCGAGGCAGUAUUCAUGGUGGUGGGUUAGUCAUAUCAGCCCCAAGAACUCCAAAUGGCUCCAAGAAAAUCUCAAUGACAUGGAUUCAAAGGUUAAAGCUAUGAUCAAACUUCUCAAUGAAGAUGCUGAUUCUUUUGCACGAAGAGCAGAGAUGUACUACAAGAAACGCCCAGAGCUAAUGAAACUGGUGGAGGAGUUCUACCGAGCUUACCGUGCAUUGGCAGAAAGGUAUGAUCAGGCCACCGGUGCACUUCGACAGGCCCAUAAAUCAAUUUCUGAAGCAUUUCCCAAUCAGAUGCCACCAAUGUCUGAUGAGUCACCCGCUUCUUCGGGCCAAGAAGUGGAACCACAUACUCCAGACCUGCCCACUUUCACCCGUCUCCCUUUUGAUUUGGAUGACCUGCAGAAGGAUGGAGUAGGUGUGUCACCACAACAAUUCACCUCCAAGAGGAAUGGUACACACCCUGAGGAAGCCAGUGCACUGCCAAAUCGAAAAGGUUUUGAUGUGAAAGUGCGUAAAGGCCUAAGCUUUGGAAGCCCAGAAGUUAAAGGCAGUGAUGCCAUCAGCAAUGAGAUGGUAAAUUUGCAACAAGAGAUUUCAAGAUUAUUAGCUGAGAGCAACAGCAUGAAACAACAGAUAUUAUCAGAAUCUGAGAGGGCAAACAAAGCUGAAAAUGAAAUCCAGGUUCUAAAGGAUACCAUCUUGAAAUUGAAUUCUGACAAAGACACGUCUCUGCUGCAAUAUAAUCAGUCCACUGAGCGGUUAUCUACUCUGGAGUCUGAGCUCUCUAAGGCCCAGGAUGACCUCAAGAAGCUAACUGAUGAAAUGGCUACAGAAGUUCAGAAGCUGAGUAGCGCUGAAGCACGCAAUAGUGAAAUACAGUCUGAGCUUGAGGCUUUGGAUCAAAAGGUGAAGAUGCAGCAAGAAGAACUUGAACAAAAGCAGAAAGAACUGAAAAGCUUCAACUUAACCUUCCAGGAAGAACAAGAUAAGCGCAUGCAGGCUGAAAGUGCUCUGCUUUCAGAGGGGAAAGAACUUGCUCAAUGUCAAGAAGAAGUACAAAGGUUGACUAAGGAAAUCCAGAUGGCAAAUGAAAAGUUGAAUGAGCUCAAGCAGACCAAAGUAAAUCUUGAGAAUGCUGUUUCUGAGUUGAAGAAAGAAGUCGAGAAUCUUACUGAACAAAACCGCUCCUCCGAGCUGCUUAUACAAGAACUUCGCGAUGAAAUUAAUUCUCUGAAGGAUUCAAAGAACGAACUUCAAAAUGAAAUCCAAAGCCUUCGGAGCACCAUUUCACAGUUAAACACCGAGAAGGAUGCAACCCUAUUUCAACACCAGCAGUCUGUUGAAAGAGUAUCUGAUCUGGAAUCUCAACUCUUGAAGCUACAGCCUGAGCUGGAAGAAAUUGAACAGAAGGUUCAGAUGCUGAUGCAAGAUCUUGAACAGAAGAGACAGGAAGCAGAUAGUGCCCAUGCCCAGCUGCAAGAUGAAUGCAAUAGGCACACACAAACUGAAGCAGAUCUUCACAGGUUUAAGAAUCUGCAUUCUCAGUUGGAAGAGGAAGUGAUAAAGCUGACAGAAAAUCUUGACAGAUCAACAAAGGAACUGGAAGAGUUGGAAAAUGCAAAGUUAGACCUGGAAAACACAUCAAGAGAGUUAAAAAGCACAAUCUUAGAUUUAAACUCUGAGAAGGAUGCAGUACUUCUGCAACAACAGCAAUCUUUGGCGAAAAUAUCUGAGUUGGAGCUACAGCUCUCUAAAACACAGUUGGAACUGAAGAAUUCUGAACAGAAAAUGCAGCUACUGGAGCUAGAAAUCACACAGAAGAGUGAAAGUAUGGACAGCCUGACGUUGAGCCUGAAAGACGAAACUGAGAAGAGGGUUCAAGCUGAAACAUCACUCAUGUCAAUGGAGAGUAUGUAUUCUCAGUCUCAAGAGGAAGUGAAUAGAUUGCAUCUAGAGAUUGAGAAGCUUAAUUUCAAAUUGAAUGAAUUGGAAAACUUGUCAUCUGAACUUAAUAGCACCAUCUUACUUCUAAAUGCCGAGAAAGAUGCUACCGAUCUUAAGAACCAGCAGUCCCUGGUGAGAAUAUCUGAUCUGGAGUCUGAACUCUCAAAGUUGCAGGCUCAACUGGAGAAAAUUGAAGGGAAAGUACAGAUGCUGGAGCAGGAACUCAAACAUAAGAAAGAAGAAGUGGAUAGUCUCCAAAUCAGCAUACAAGAUGAAGCCCAUAAGCGCAGUGAAGGUGAAGCAGCUCUCCUUGCAAUGACGAAUCUUAACUCUGAGUCUCAGGAGGAAGUGAAUAGGUUGACCCUGGAAACUAAGAAGCUGAAAGUGAAGUUAAGUGAGGUGGAGAACAGUAAUACAGAUCUUGAGAAUAUCGUAGCCAAGCACACACAGGAUAUCCAUGUCCUUCGUGAAAAGAAUGUUUCCACUGAACUUAUGAUAAAAGAACUUCAUCAUGAGUUGGAUGCCCUGAAGGAAUUGAAUGUGAAACUUGAGAGUGAAAUGGGGUUACAUAUAGGCGAAAAGGAAGCACUUCAGAGAGACUUUGCUUGUCAAAAAGAAGAGAAGCAAAAUCUAGAGGGGAUACACCAUUCUCUCGCUGAGGAAAUGAGUACUUUAAAAAGCAGAUCAGCAGCAAACCAGAAGUUGAUUGAGGACUUGCAGAUCAUGAACUUAAAACUGAAGGAAGUGUGUGCGAAGAAUGAGGUAGAAAAGGCACUUCUCUCAGAAAAGGUUCAAGAGGUGGAGAAGCUUUCUGAAGAAUUUUCACUCAUGGAGAACUCACUUUCAGAUGCAAAUGCUGAAAUGGAUUCACUGAGGGAGAAGAUUAAAGUGUUAGAAACUUCAGAAGGCUCUCUGAAGGAUGUAAUUUCCUCUCACGUUUCUGAAAAGGCUAUCCUUACAUCAGAUCUAGAAACUCUUGGUAAAAGUUAUGCUGAUAUUUCAGAGAAAAAUUCUAACUUGGAUAUCUUAAUAUCUGAUAUGAAAGCUGAGAUUGAAAAUUUGAGAACAAAGCUGACAGAUUCUGAAGAAACCUGCCAGGCUCACCUUGCAAAUAACUCAGCUCUUUCUGAUGAAAAGAACAAUGUGUUCUCUCAGCUGGAGAGCGUUACAGUGGUUAUGAAAGCCCUGGAAAGUAAACAUGCUGAUUUGGAAGACAAGAGCUCCUCUUUAUCAAGAGAGAUGAAUCUUGCAUAUGAUCAAGUAAGAGAAUUGCAGGAUCAGUUAAGAGUAAAGGAUGAAGAAUAUGAAGCAUUUGUUAAGUCACAUCAAACACAAGUCAAUGACUUUGAGGAGCAGAUCUCUUCUCUGCAAAAGAAAAGCUAUUACAUGAAUGAGUUGCUUGAACAGGAACAGGAGAACCACAUGAGUGCAUCUAUUAAUGUAGUGAUCUUGGAGAACUGUUUGGCUGAUUUGAAAGACAAGAACGUUGAUCUUUUCAAUGAAUGCCAAAAGUUUGCAGAGGCAAAUCAUGCCGCAGAGAUGUUAAUUUCACAGAUGAAGGAUGAAGCCAGAUAUCAUCAAGAUGAGAGGAAAUUUUUGCUAAUUCAUACUGAGAAACUAAGAGAAGGGAUUUCACAGCACAUGAAGAUCCUAAAUAUAUGCAAGGAUCUAGGUCCUGCUAAUAUAGCGGAGGACAAAAUUAUUUUGCAGACUGUCUCAGAUGAAGCCUCCAACAUCAUGAAACUUAAAGAGCAAAGUGAAGAUGCAAACAGGCUCAUGUACACUGAGCUGACAGUUCUCGCAACAGUUAUGUUGCAAGUAGGAUUGGAACUCAGAGAUCUGAAUUUGCAGAAGCGUGCCCUUGAGAAAGAAUUGGAAACUAGGGCAGCAGAGUUCAUUACAUUGCAAAAUAACAAUGUCCAGAUGUUGGAGUGGAACGAACAGCUGAAGCAAGAGUUACAGCAAGGCUGUGAAAGGGAAGAGGUUCUGAAAGCUGAAAUACUUGUUUUACAAGAGAAGCUAUCUUGCUCAAGAGAGUCCUACCAGACUUCACAAAAUGAAAUUGUGAGCUUGACUGAGAAAAAUGAGACCUUGUGUAAAGAAUACCAGUCUUUGAUUGAGAACUACAAUGCUUUGGAGGAUGAGAAUGGAACCCUUCUUUCAGAAUGCAUGAGGCUCGAGCACUUGUCUUUGUUCCUUAGGGGCCAUAACAAUGAGGUAGCAACUGCAUUGGGAUCUCUUACUGAUGAGAUGGCUUUGUUGAGUGUAGGUAAGGAUGAACUUGAUUGCGAAGUCCAAGAGCUUAGCAGAAGAGGUAUGAUGCUUGAAUCGGAAAACAAUAACCUAAAGGAGUAUUUUAUCUACCUGAUAGAGAUUCUCAGCGCUCAGUUAGCCCUCUCAGAGUUUGAUUUGAAUAUCAACAAAAGCAUUUGCCAGGAGUUGGCCAGUGAACUUGAGAGCUGCAUGGCACAGCUGUCGCAGAAGGAUGAUGAGCUACUUGAAGCAGAAGAUAAGGUUCAUUUGUUGCAAGGAAAGAACCGAGAAUUAUGUGGAGUUGUUGGCUCGCUUCAGGUUGCCAUUGAAGGGGCUAAAAUUGUGAAAGAGGAACUCGAGAAGAAAAUCACAACGUUGACUGAAGAGGGAAACACCAAAGAUGGUGAAAUUUCGCUUCUUCGCCAAGCAAACGAGAGACUGCAGGUGGAAGCUGACAUCCUAAAAGACAAGGAAGACAGUUUGACUUCCUCACAUGAAUUACUGUCGAAAGAGGUUGAACAACAUGAAGGGGAAUUUGUUGUGUUGAUGGAUGAUGCGAUAUCCUCUUCAGUGAAUGCGGCAGUCUAUGAAGAGAAGGCACUUGAACUUAUGACGGAAAAUACAGAACUAAAGGCCAACUUGAGCACACAUGUAGCUCUGAUAGCAUCUUUGUCUGAUCAUGUCAAUGAGCUGGAAGAAAACACUCUUUCUCUGUCAAAGCCCUAUAGCACAGAAAGCAAAAAGGAAGAUGCAGAGGUACCUUUUAUGCAAGAGCGCAACCAUGGGCCAGAAUCUCACCCCUUGCCGGAAGGAACUCCAGAGCUACAGCGGUUAAUUGCAAGAAUGGGAGCACUUCAAGUUGCUAUUCGAAAUGCCAAAGAUCUUCAUGAUCAGGAGUCAACCAAGUCUGCUGCUACGUUGGCAGCAGCACACAGAGAUAUUCAAGAGCUUAAAGCAAGAGGCGGGUCGCAGAUGGAGGCAAGGGAAAUAUACUCCGACAAUGAGAAGCUGAACAACGUCGAGGGCUCCAAAGGGAAGCAGGUACAGAUGAUGAAGGAUAUCGAACUUGAUCAAAUAUCCACAUGUCCACCAUAUGGCACUGGAGCUGCGCUCUACCCACUUAAGAAUGGCGCGAAUGCUGGGAUGGAUGACGAGAUGCUGCAGCUGUGGGAAGCUGCCGAGAGGAGCUGCAAAAACCAAACAUCCAAAUCAUCAUCAGCUGAGCACGACAUAGAAGCGGUUGAGGAGGUGAAGAGUGAGUACCCUUCCUCUGAGCUAGCAAGGGGAAGAGACCUUGGAAUCAAUAAGCUUGAGGUGUCGACAUCAUCUGUAGAGCCUCAUGAGCAAUGGAGCAACAAUGUACUGGAGAAGCUCUCUUCUGAUGCUCAGAGGUUGCAGAGCAUCCAAGUGAGCAUCAAGGAGCUGAAGCGGAAAAUGGGGAGCCCAUCAAACGGGAAAUCGCCCAUGAACUCCGAAUACAACACCGUCAGCACUCAGCUACUCGAUACCGAGGGAUGUGUCUUGGAACAGAUCAAUUACAACAACAAAUUGACAAAGCGGGUUGAGAACUAUCCUGCGCUAUCAGAUAGCAUGAACGCGGAGCAAGAAGGGUACCCCAGUAGGAGGAAAAUAUCCGGACAGGUCCAGAAAGGAUCGGAAAACGUGGGGAGAUUGGAACUGGAACUUCAGAAGAUACAGUAUGUCCUGCUAAAGCUUGAAGAGGAGCAUGAGUACAGGAGGCUCAAGGUCUCCGAUAAGCGCACUCGGGUUCUUCUGAGGGAUUAUCUGUAUGGAAGGAAGGAGAAGCGCGGCGGUGCGCAGAAGAAAAAGAAGAGGGCACCUUUCUGUGGCUGUGUGCAAUCAAGAACUGAGACUUGAACCAUUUUGUUCUGGCGGGAAACUAGCUAUAAAAUGAAAAGGGAAGAUGAGAGAUGUCAGCUCCAAGAGGCUGUAGCACUGCUUUGAGCAGGCCAUGUUCUUGGGUUCAUCCCCAUUGUAAUUGAGUUAGUAUUUUAGUGCUCAAAACAAAGCAUAUGUAUCUAAAAUUUUGGCUUUCCUGUCUAAAUGAGGCCAUCUAAGCUUAGUUCAAUAUGUUAUAGUUUUCUUUCCAUAGCAAAUAUGAUAUAGGUAUAAUAUAGCAAGGCAUUUUAUUUCAAACUAUGCUGCAUUUGGGUGGCUUCUGCAAUUCAUUUUUUUCCAUCAAGGUCUCAGGCUACAAAAACAGGUAGUUCGUCUGAGAA
Molecule: messenger RNA, 6938 nt
Organism: Oryza sativa Japonica Group (Japanese rice)
Lineage: Eukaryota; Viridiplantae; Streptophyta; Magnoliopsida; Poales; Poaceae
Product: protein NETWORKED 1D
Molecular function (GO): actin binding
Source: RefSeq, a predicted model, not a curated record